Messenger RNA from Rhipicephalus sanguineus (brown dog tick), 941 nucleotides. RefSeq names its product 3-oxoacyl-[acyl-carrier-protein] reductase FabG-like. Lineage: Eukaryota; Metazoa; Arthropoda; Arachnida; Ixodida; Ixodidae. The record is from RefSeq and is a predicted model, not a curated record. The transcript is spliced from 9 exons. Bases 74 to 901 code for a protein of 275 amino acids.
GUUCAUCGCGGAGAGACUGAUCUAGUUCCCAGCAAACCGUCGCUUUUCUAGCACCUAACUGAACUCUGCCGCAAUGCCGAAUCUGCAAGGAAAGGUUGCAUUCAUCACUGGUGCGUCUUCUGGCAUCGGCGAAGCCACGGCUCUGCACUUCGCCACACUUGGGUGUUCGCUCUCCAUCACAGCGAGGAGCACUGCUGCUUUGGAAAGGGUGGCUGCACAGUGCAAGGCGAACGGAGCUCCAGGAGUGGAAGUACUGGUGAAGACGGCUGACGUUAGGAAUACAGAAAAAGUGUCCGCCAUUAUAAAAGAAACAGCCGACCACUUCGGCAAGAUUGAUAUUGUGGUCAACUGCGCUGGGUCCGCACGAAUGAGCUUCGUCGGCAAAGUUUCGCUCGAGGACUUCGACGACGAACUUAACAUUAAUCUGCGGGCCGUCUUUCACAUAACGCAGGAAGUUUUGCCCUACCUCAUAAAGACAAAAGGAAAUAUAGUGAACGUCUCAAGCAUCGGAACAAUGAGGCCGGUGCCUGCCGUUUCACUGUCUGGCAUCAGCAAAGCCGGUGUGGACAAACUGACAAAGAUUUCCGCGCUGGAAUAUGCACCGUAUGGCAUUCGUGUCAACGCUAUCAACCCUGGCCCAAUUGAAACCAAGAUGGUAUUCAAGGACGAAAUGGGCCCAGAGAUGAAGAAAAUGAUCCGGCAUAUGAUGGAAGCAUCGAACGUGAUGGGUCGUCUUGGAACCGUCGAGGAAGCGGCCCGUGCCAUCGCUUUUCUGGCUUCAGACGACGCCUCCUUCAUCACAGGUCACUGUCUACCGGUGGACGGCGGCAGUCUCUUAAUCGGAACGCUGAAGGGCAACAUAUUCACGCAGGCUGGUAUGAAGCAAAUGCCUCCCCAGUGAUAUCCACAGUUGAACAGCUGAGUUGUCUGACUGGCAUUUA